CAGAAACCAUGAUUGUGUAGCCUCAAACCUACUCUGCUCAGAGACCAUUGGUCUGUGCUUUGAUGAUCUUGGCUCUAUUGCCAUAGAUAUGCAAACCCAUGAAUCCGAUGGUGAUGAAGCUUUGAUCUUUGACAAUAUUGAAUCAGACAAUUUAGUUGAUUUCCCAGUUUUGAGUGAAGAGAGCUUUGUUUUGAUGGUGGAGAGGGAGAGGCAGCAUUUGCCUGCAGAUGAUUAUCUCUGCAGAUUGAGAACUGGGGACUUGGAUUUGUCCUUUAGAAGUGAUGUUCUUGACUGGAUUUGGAAGGCUCAUUCACAUUUUGGGUUUGGAGAGUUCAGCUUUUGUUUGUCAAUAAAUUACUUGGAUCGCUUCCUCGCAGUCUAUGAACUGCCAAGAGGUAAAACUUGGACAGUGCAAUUGUUAGCUGUGGCCUGUUUGUCAUUAGCCGCUAAAGUGGAGGAAAUUAGUGUGCCUUUGACCGUGGAUUUACAGGUGUGCGACCCAAGAUUUGUGUUUGAAGGGAAAACAAUUCAGAAAAUGGAACUUCUUGUGUUGAGCACCUUGAAGUGGAGGAUGCAAGCUUAUACACCUUGUACAUUUAUAGACUAUUUCCUAAGAAAGAUUAACGACAACCAAUUGCCGUCACUACACAUCACAUCAAGAUCAAGGCAGCUUAUUUUGAGCACAACGAAAGGGAUAGAUUUCUUGGAAUUCAGGCCUUCAGAGGUUUCUGCAGCAGUGGCGAUUUUUGUUUCGGGAAGAACAGAAGCAAUAGAGUUAGUGAUGGCAAUUCCUUCAUUCAAUCAUCAAGGACAAAAGGAGAGAUUGGUAAAAUGCAUUGAACUGAUUCAGAAUUGGAACUUGAAGGGCGAUAUGGGCAUUGGAUCAAUGCCUCAAAGUCCAAAUGGGGUUUUGGAAGCUGCAUGCUUCAGCUACAAAAGUGGCGAUGAACAGACCAUAGGAUCAUGCCCAAGUUCAUCAACUACUACUCCGAUUACUAAGAGGCGGAGAGUGGAAAGACAUUGUUACCCAAAACGCAGAAGACUGCGUCACACCUAAAGGCCAAACAGUUGUGGUUGAAAUGAAAUUAUUUUGUGGCAGUUAAAAAUGUGGCUUCAAGAAAUUUAUAAAGAGAGGGAAGGUCAUCAUGGAAUGAGAAUUGGGGAAAGUUACAACAAUGAACCAACCAAUACUCCCCAGAUGGUGUUCUUAUAUCACAACAAAUCAAUAAUUCUAUUUUGAGGGGAGAAAAAAAGAAAGAAUAAGAAUGAUUUGGCCUCAGCAUUUCACAGCUAAUGGGGAAAAAAAUGGAAAUCCCUACCUGUUUUCUGUUAUUUUUACUUGAACAGAAUGCUGAGUAUAAAUAAUUUGAUUUUCUGGAGAAAACUAAAUAAAGUCAGGCUGACCUGUGGACGUUAAACAACGGUGCCACAUUCGGCUGUUGGG
Cuscuta campestris is the source of this 1444-nucleotide messenger RNA. NCBI's taxonomy places the organism in Eukaryota, Viridiplantae, Streptophyta, Magnoliopsida, Solanales, Convolvulaceae. The record is from the annotation of a GenBank genome assembly.